Molecule: messenger RNA, 744 nt
Organism: Aspergillus puulaauensis
Lineage: Eukaryota; Fungi; Ascomycota; Eurotiomycetes; Eurotiales; Aspergillaceae
Gene: pre6
Product: proteasome core particle subunit alpha 4
Exons: 3
Coding region: 1-744 (247 amino acids)
Cellular component (GO): nucleus; proteasome core complex, alpha-subunit complex; proteasome core complex
Source: RefSeq, a predicted model, not a curated record
AUGGAAGCUGUCAAGAGAGGAACAUGUGCUGUCGGUGUAAAAGGAAAGGAUGUCGUUGUGCUAGGAUGCGAGAAACGGUCCGCUCUGAAACUCCAAGAUACCCGCAUCACACCUUCGAAAAUCGCCGUCCUUGACAACCACGCCGUCCUCGCCUUCGCUGGUUUAAAUGCCGAUGCUCGAAUCCUUAUUGAUAAAGCUCGGUUAGAAGCUCAGUCGCACCGCUUGACUGUCGAAGACCCCGUCAGCAUCGAAUACAUCACCAAAUACAUUGCCAGUGUGCAGCAGAAAUACACGCAGAGUGGAGGUGUCCGACCCUUCGGUAUCAGUACCCUCGUUGUUGGCUUCGACCCGAAUGAUCAGACGCCGAGACUAUACCUGACGGAGCCAUCGGGUAUCUAUUCUGCCUGGAAAGCGAAUGCCAUUGGUCGUUCCAGCAAGACCGUCCGCGAGUUCCUCGAACGCAACCACCAGGAUGAUAUGGACCAAGAGCAGACGAUUCAGCUUACGAUCAAGUCGCUGCUCGAGGUGGUGCAGACUGGUGCCAAGAACAUCGAAGUUGCCAUAAUGCUACCUGGUAAAACAAUCCAGAUGCUGCCAGACGACCAGAUCGAGUCUUAUGUGAAGAGCAUAGAGACGGAGAAGCAGGAGGAGGCAGCGAAGAAGAAGACGGGUCGCGGCGGCACUACUACGGCAGCUAUCCUGACACGGUCCGGCGGUGGGGAGUCCAGCGAGACCCGGGAGUAG